AGGAUGUAGCUGAGGGGAGUUCAACUAUGAGUGGCUAACUCACUCAGGUAACUAACCUAACUCGACCUAAAAGCCGCAUGCUUCUCAUUACAUUGCCGGGUUGUAUCUAAAGGAGCAACCGAUACUAGAGAGUUACAGAUCGUAUAAUGCAACGUGGAGAGCGGCGUGACGACAAGCAUGACAAACAGAGAGGGGGACGGACAAGCGCCCAAAGCGGGCGCGGCACCGGCGGGCGCAGCUCUUCUAACUCACAACAGAGCGGAGCUCUGAUGGUUGGACCUAACUUCCGUGUAGGUCGUAAAAUUGGGUCUGGUAAUUUCGGAGAGUUGCGUGUGGGUAAAAAUCUCUACAAUAACGAACAUGUCGCAAUAAAACUGGAACUAAUGAAGUCGCGAACACCCCAAUUGAGUCUGGAGUACAGAUACUACAAAUCUCUUGGCCCUCACUUGGGAGUACCCGCGGUGUAUUACUACGGGCCCUGUGGCAAGUACAACGCUCUGGUGAUGGAGCUUCUGGGACCCUCCCUCGAGGACCUCUUCGACCUGUGCGAGCGUACUUUCUCACUAAAGUGUGUCCUGAUGGUCGCCAUGCAGCUGCUUCAAAGGAUAGAAGUGGUACACAGUAGAAAGUUAAUCUACCGGGACAUUAAACCGGAGAACUUCCUGAUCGGCCGGCUUGGUAUGAAGAACCAGGAUAUCGUGCAUAUCAUCGACUUUGGGCUGGCUAAGGAGUACAUCGACCCUGACACGAAGAAGCACAUAGCAUACAGGGAGCACAAGAGCUUGACAGGAACUGCUAGAUACAUGAGCAUAUCUACCCAUCUCGGCAGAGAACAGAGCAGAAGAGAUGACCUGGAGGCGCUGGGAUACAUGUUCAUGUACUUCCUACGUGGUGGUCUCCCCUGGCAGGGCCUUAAGGCUGACACACUGAAAGAACGAUAUCAGAAAAUCGGGGAGACGAAGCGCAGAACGGCUAUUGAAGAGCUCUGUGCCAAUUUCCCUUCGGAGUUUUGUACAUAUCUUCACUAUGUCCGGAAUCUGGACUUUUUCGAGGUUCCCGACUACGCCUACCUCCGCAGAUUAUUUCAAGAUCUCUAUGAGAGAAGUGGUUUUCCCUUGGAUGGGAAAUUUGAUUGGUCUGGCAAAGUUCAUCUAUUAACGCGUGACAGUGACUGGGGUAACCCCACUGAGUCACGUGGUCACCACACUCCGCACAAUACCGCACAGAACGGUGAGAUCCGUGAGACGAUGCAGCUGUCGCCGGCGGUCCAGCAGCGCGGCGGCACGGGAGGUGCCACUCAGGCUCACGCUGACGCUACUAGCGAAAACAAUACUAGGUUCUGUUGCUUCGUCAAGAAAAAGAAAAAGAAAAAGAGCACCUCUCAGCACAUUUAACACACCUUGAACCACCACCUCUUCUUUUUACCCAACCCAAUCUUGCGGAAGAAAGUAGAGCUUCGAACACAACAUGUAAUCGGGUCAAGUGAUGACGUCACGUGAUGUUUUGAGGAGCAGGUGACGUCACGUGUACAAUGUACAGAGUCACGUCAUCAUUCGUGUGUUCUCAGUUUAGUCAGAUGAAAUAUUGCACGCACGCAAACUUGCGGGGAUUAUUAAGCAGACAAUUGUGUACAUUGAUUUUAUAACCCUUAAUUAACUAACGCAAGAUAUUCAUGAUAUUUAAAAAAAGUAACUGAUGAUCUUAUAUAUAUAUCCUGCCGUACUUACUGUUAGUAGUCGAAACUGUUAUAUGUCUGUAAUUUUUAGCCCCCUUUUGGUUAUGGUAAUAAAAUUUGGGUUUAAAUUCAUAUUAUUGAUAAUGAUGCAUAUUAUUCAAGUUAUGAAUAACGUAUGUAUACCAAACUGUCUAGAGUUUAUAAGUUUUGAUUACGCAAUAUUCAAGACAUAUUAGGGAUUUGAGUCCAAAGAGAAUUCAAAGAUCUUAGUAAAUACAAUAUUGUACCAACAGAAAUCUUACUAAAUGUAUUGUACAUUUUUAAAUUAUAAGGUUACAUUAGAUCCUUAUCCUGAUCAACUUGAUCGUACAUCAUAUAAAGCCUAAAAUAUUUUCUCCUUAAACCUGAUUUUAGUGCAAUACUACUCUAACUUAAAAUCUUGUAUAUUUAUACCGUUCUCAGCUCGUUUAGUGUGGAUUUUUGGUAACAA
Bolinopsis microptera is the source of this 2165-nucleotide messenger RNA. RefSeq names its product casein kinase I-like. Gene Ontology annotation, biological process: signal transduction; endocytosis; peptidyl-serine phosphorylation. The coding region runs from base 147 to 1394 and encodes 415 amino acids. The transcript is spliced from 11 exons. Lineage: Eukaryota; Metazoa; Ctenophora; Tentaculata; Lobata; Bolinopsidae. Gene Ontology annotation, molecular function: protein serine/threonine kinase activity; ATP binding. The record is from RefSeq and is a predicted model, not a curated record. Gene Ontology annotation, cellular component: nucleus; cytoplasm; plasma membrane.